UUAAAGUUUCCGGUUUACCGGGUUCCUGCCGCCGCGUUAUGACUUCGCAGCAAUGCAUUUGCAUCAAACGGUUCCUAAUUGUCGGCAUCGGUUUUCUGUCGAUCCUGGCCGGUGUUUAUUUGUAUGUCAAUUGGAUAGCAAUGUUUACGGAAAUGCGUGGAAAGGAAAUGGCAUUGAGCCCCACCUCGCCAACCUAUAGCGGUUGGAAGGUAUCACCGUUACCGCUCGAUUUCGAUGUGUAUCUAUUCAAUUGGACAAAUCCCGAAGAUUUUUAUGUUGGAUCGCCGAGAAAACCACGAUUCGAACAAUUGGGACCAUAUCGUUUUCGUGAAACACCCGAUAAAGUGGAUAUCGUAUGGCAUCCAAGUAAUUAUUCCGUGUCGUUUCGUAAGAAGGCCACAUUUCAAUUUGAUGCGGAGGCUAGUAAUGGCACGUUGGAUGACAUUGUAACCACGGUGGAUACAGUGGCUCAUUCAACCGCUCUGCGAGCCAAAGAUGCCAAUGGCUUCCAAAAAGGCAUUCUCGCCAUGACCCUAAGCAGCCGCCAGGUGGCAAUAACAAAAACCGCCAACGAAUGGAUUUUCCAGGGUUACAAAGACCCUCUGGUGACAAUUGGUGGAUUCGUGGCGAAAUUUGUUAAAGAAGUUGAGGUACCCUAUGAUCGGAUAGGAUGGAUGUAUACGCGCAAUGGCAGUUCCACCUAUGAUGGUCACUUUAAUAUUUACACCGGUGCCGAUGAUAUUUCCAAAAUGGGUCAAAUCUAUAGCUGGAACUAUAGAACACACAAUGGUGUCUUUCCUGGUGAAUGUGGUCAAGUCAAAGGUUCAAUGGGUGAAUUUUUCCCACCCAAUUUAACACCUCGAGAUUCGGUAUGGAUGUUCGUGCCGAAUGUAUGUAGGGCGGUGCCCUUGGAUUAUACGGAGACUGUUAAUAUUCACGGUGUUACGGCGUACAAAUACAGUGGAACUGAACGGUCUGUGGAUAAUGGCACCCUCUACCCUGAGAAUCGUUGCUUUUGUGUCAACAAUAAAUGUGAAGCCUCCGGGGUCUUUAGUAUAGCCCCUUGUAAAUACAACUCUUCGAUUUAUAUGUCCUAUCCACAUUUCUAUAAGGCUGAUCCCGUCUAUUUGGAAGCCAUUGAGGGCUUGAAGCCGGAAAAAGAAAAACAUGAAUUCUUUAUGACACUGGAACCAAAUGCCGGUGUACCCAUGGAUGUGGGUGGUGGCUUCCAGGCGAAUUAUUUAAUGGAACCUGUGGCGGGAAUAAGACCCUAUCACAAUGUACCACGCACAUUUAUACCAUUAAUGUGGGCGGAGGAACGGGUACGCGUUACACCAGAAAUUGCCUCCGACAUAGCCUUGGUGCCAAUGAUCGUGUUAAUUGGCCAAUUGAUCACAGGUGUCCUCUUUGCCUUGGGUAUCAUUAUGAUUUGUUGGUAUCCAACGAAAUUCGUAACCCUACUGUGUCAAGAUCCAAAGGGUAAAAAUAUUCUGCAGCGUUCAUUUUCAAAACCCCACUGGUGGCAGUGCCACCAAUAG
Musca vetustissima is the source of this 1538-nucleotide messenger RNA. RefSeq names its product protein peste. The coding region runs from base 39 to 1538 and encodes 499 amino acids. NCBI's taxonomy places the organism in Eukaryota, Metazoa, Arthropoda, Insecta, Diptera, Muscidae. Gene Ontology annotation, cellular component: membrane; cytoplasm. The record is from RefSeq and is a predicted model, not a curated record. Gene Ontology annotation, molecular function: scavenger receptor activity. The transcript is spliced from 7 exons.